AUGCUUCGAAGUAUAUUCCCCAAGCGCUGUUUUUGUGCAGCCGCUACAUUGUCUUCUCCACGGCCAUGGCUUUUGGUGGGUUUGGGCAAUCCAGGGGAUAAAUUUGUGGGUCUGGUCAAUGGUGUUCCAGUUUUCUUGGCAAAGCCUCAGACUUACAUGAAUUUGAGUGGUCAAUCUAUUGGUCCCCUUGCGGCUUAUUAUAAGCUUCCUCUUAAUAGAGUGCUAGUGGUUCAUGAUGACAUGGAUUUACCUUGUGGAGUUCUUCGUCUUAAUCCUUUGGGAAAUCACGGAAGUCACAACGGGCUUAAAAGUGUGAUCCAUCAUUUUCGGGGGAAUAGAGAAUUUCCUAGGCUAAGAAUUGGUAUAGGGAGGCCGGCUGGUCAAAUGGAUCCGAAAGCAUUUUUACUCCAAAAGUUCAAUGCCAGUGCUCGAGAGCGGAUUGAUGGUGCAUUGGUAGAAGGUGUUGAUGCUCUUGAACAGCUUUUGUCAAAAGGCUUGACAGAAGCUUCUAGAUACUUUAACAGGGAUCAGAAGUACAAACACAUUAGGCUGCAGACAAUGCCCGUCUGACUUAAUAAUCUAAAGAACUACAUUUCCUUUUUGUUGAUGAUUUCCGUAUGGAUCAAUUGAGAGACAUGCACCAGUGAAGGAGUCUUCUUUUUUCAUUGUUUUCCCUUGCUUAAUUUUGAAAAUUCAUAUUAUUAGUUUGUUAAACUUGAUUAGCAUUUUACCCUAGUUUGAAAAUCCCUCAAGUUAAAUGUGAAGGGCAGCUUUAGGCUGUUAAUCGUCCUUAGCUCAUCUCUAGUCUUGGGGCUGUUAGUGUAAUUACCUUUAGAGAACAAAAUUGUUUGAGAAAUUUCAUGGCAGCUCCAUUUUUUCUGUUUUAGGAUAUCCCUUGGAGCAUUAGUACAGCAAUCGGCAGUUGAGGUUCUUCAAUU
Messenger RNA from Striga asiatica, 938 nucleotides. NCBI's taxonomy places the organism in Eukaryota, Viridiplantae, Streptophyta, Magnoliopsida, Lamiales, Orobanchaceae. The record is from the annotation of a GenBank genome assembly.